Xylona heveae TC161 is the source of this 1130-nucleotide messenger RNA. RefSeq lists its product as hypothetical. The record is from RefSeq and is a predicted model, not a curated record. Bases 302 to 1045 code for a protein of 247 amino acids. NCBI's taxonomy places the organism in Eukaryota, Fungi, Ascomycota, Xylonomycetes, Xylonales, Xylonaceae. The transcript is spliced from 3 exons.
GAAAGACAGAAAAAAAAAGGCUCUUUAUUGUUAUUUUUGCAAAGCGUUCAAGGUUUCUCUGAAUUUUCAGCCGUUCCAGUAACUUAUUAUGGGUUGUCUUUCCGGUCGAUCGAUUGAUUCCUGUGCGGGGACGGGGCGCUUGCAGCCUCAGCUGGACACUUGCCGGGGAGUUUGAUUGGUCACUUGGCUAUCACCGCUCCCAACUUCCAAGACAACUGUGAGGUUGCCUAGAGCUUACUCCGUAUAAUAUUCAGGGACGCCUCACCACUUGCUCCCUGUCACUUAACCAGGAUUGUCCAAUAUGGGGCCUCUUCAUUUGACAUACGCUGAGCGCAUGAAAAAUCACCCUUUUGGAUUUGCAUUGUACAAACCAACCUCAAAUACGAUCUUGAAACCUGGCUCCGUGGGGUAUUUUGACGGUUCAGGAUUCUGGAAUCCAAUCACCGACUUGACCAACAAGGAUGCUCUAAAGCGUCGCAACCUCAAAGAGCCCGGUGAACUCUCCCGGGCACCACGAGAAGAGAUCAAGGGAUGGGGACCGAAGGUCUCCACAAAAGUAAAUUCUUACACUGGUGAUUUCUCCGGUGGCGUCGAUGGAGCUUUGACACUUUUGCCGGCCCAAGCAAGUGUACAGUUAAAGUAUAAAAUGACAUCUGAUUUCGGCGCAGUUCUGGUCACCGCAGCCCCGAUAAUUCACGAAGCAUUUUACUAUGAAUCGCCUUUUCGCAAUUGGGUUAAGGAAAAUGGCCGGGCCCUGCUGCAUGGUCCACUUGCAGAGGAAAUCAAGUCACACGGCAUAUUUGUCGUCACGCAGACUUAUGCCACGGCUAGAUGUUCCCUGACCGCUUGGCAAAACCCGUCAAAUGAAGUCUUUCUAGGUUUCGACAUUGGUAUGACGGGCAUCGGCGAGCUGGGGCCACAUGCAGGCUGGUAUGAGGGAAGGAGCGAUUCAGGAUGGAACCAUUUUGAAGGCAAGGUGAGUGACAUAGGUUGGCCCAACUCAACGGGUUCAUUGUUAACGUGUCCACUCAUUCCAGGGGGAUGAGUUAAAAGUUGUCUUUGCCUCUGGCUUAUGGUUCAAUAAGAGAAUUGGCUCGAACUCCCGUCUAGAUCUAGCGGUAAAGCCGCGA